Messenger RNA from Cadophora gregata, 1491 nucleotides. RefSeq lists its product as uncharacterized. Bases 1 to 1491 code for a protein of 496 amino acids. The transcript has 5 exons. Gene Ontology annotation, cellular component: cytoplasm. NCBI's taxonomy places the organism in Eukaryota, Fungi, Ascomycota, Leotiomycetes, Helotiales, Ploettnerulaceae. The record is from RefSeq and is a predicted model, not a curated record. Gene Ontology annotation, molecular function: homogentisate 1,2-dioxygenase activity. Gene Ontology annotation, biological process: L-phenylalanine catabolic process.
AUGCCAGCUUCGACUUCAAAAGGCGAAGACUACCAGAACAUCUUCCAUUGGGCUGAGACACAACAAGAUGGCGCGAUUCCUUCGUUCGCUGUGAGGAAGAAUGAUCCAUACGAGUAUCAAGCAGGCUUCGGUAAUCACUUCGAGUCCGAAGCCGUUCCUGGAACUAUUCCACAAGGUCAAAACAGUCCGAGAUGUGUGAGAUUCGGAUUGUAUGCAGAACAAAUGACAGCAUCAGCAUUCGUUGCUCCUAGACCCAGUAACAAGAAUGCAUGGCUGUACAGAGUUCGUCCGGCAGUUGCUCAUGAAGGAUUCACGGAUAUGCCAGACAACAAGGACACGGAGUCCAACUUCAUGCCAAUCAAUCCUAGAGUUCACAUCUCACCAACUCAACUUGCAUGGCUACCCUUCGAUAUCCCUACCGAGGGAGGUAUCGAUUUCGUAUCUGGCUUGAAGACGGUAGCCGGCUCAGGCGAGCCGACCCUCCGAGAGGGGAUUGCCACACAUGUGUACACCGCAAAUACCAGCAUGUCCAAAAAGGCAUUUGUAAACUCAGAUGGAGACUUCCUGAUCGUUCCCCAACAAGGAGCAUUGGAUAUUCAAACAGAAUUCGGUCCUAUUUUUGUGCAGCCAGGCGAGAUCUGCGUCAUCCAGAGAGGAAUCCGGUAUCGAGUGGAGCUCCCAGAUGGUCCUUCGAGGGGUUAUAUACUGGAGGUCUGGGGAGCAAACUUUGAACUUCCGGAACUGGGACCACUUGGAGCGAAUGGACUUGCAAACUCACGUGAUUUCCUUACUCCGAAGGCGAAGUACGAGAUCAAGAAGGAGCGAUGGGAAAUCGUGUACAAACUCGGUGGAAAAUUCUUCAAGAGUACACAAGGGCACUCACCCUUCGACGUUGUUGCGUGGCAUGGAAACUAUGUGCCAUACAAGUAUGAUCUAACGAAGUUUGUCAAUGUUGGUUCAAUCUCAGUCGACCAUAUCGAUCCAUCCAUUUUCUGCGUUCUCACAGCCAAGUCUCGCGACCCUACCGCCCCUCUCGCCGACUUCCUCAUCUUCUCCCCUCGCUGGGAUGUCGCAAGUCACACCUACAGACCGCCAUACUACCACCGCAACGUGGCAUCGGAACUCAUGGGUCUGAUUUACGGUGAAUAUGGAGGUCGAUCAGACUCCUUCCAACCGGGUGGUGUCUCGUUCGAGUGCGGUAUGGUUCCUCAUGGAGUAGCUUACGAGGAGUUCAAAGCUGCUUCUGCCGAGCCUCCGCCAGAGAUGCAGAUCUCGAAAGGAGCAGUCGCAUUCAUGUUUGAGAGUAGUAGACCUUUCACCAUCACCGAUUAUGCGUGGAAUAGCAAGAAGAAGCAUGAGCAUGAGCCUAAGAUGUGGGAUAAUUUGGUGGAUAACUUCUCCACGCAUCAGAAGGAGAUUGAGGAAAUAUUGAGCAAGACGAAAGAGUUGAAGAUCUCGAAUGGGAAUGGAUUUGCCAGCGGUAGCGCAUGA